AUGGCGACUGGGUUUGCGCACAAGCGCUUGAGCCUCCCACAGGGAAUCUCCAUUGUGAAAGCCGACGAUCUGAAAGAAUGGCAAAUGGACAUCAAAGUACUUGAUGAGAAUCCAUUGUACAUGAACAAGACCUUCCGCUUAAAGUUUACCUUUUCCGACAGGUACCCCAUUGCUAACCCGGGGUUUACCUACUCAGAGCCUCCCGAAGUUCAGUUCAUCCAAGUCCCCGACAACUCCGACACCCCACGUCCUAUCCCCAUGCACCCUCACAUCUACAGCAAUGGAAUCAUCUGUCUCGAUCUUCUGGGUCGGUCCGGCUGGUCGCCUGUGCAGACGGCCGAAAGUGUCUGCAUGAGCAUCCAGAGUAUGCUGACAGCUAACACCAAGGACGAGCGACCACCAGGAGACAAGGAAUUUAUUACUCAUAAUCGCCGUCGUAUCCGCGAUAUCAACUUCGUCUAUGAGGACGACGAUGUAUGA
This is a messenger RNA of Penicillium chermesinum, 480 nucleotides long. Its product is annotated as ubiquitin-conjugating enzyme E2. Gene Ontology annotation, biological process: protein polyubiquitination; proteasome-mediated ubiquitin-dependent protein catabolic process. Bases 1 to 480 code for a protein of 159 amino acids. The record is from RefSeq and is a predicted model, not a curated record. The transcript has 3 exons. Gene Ontology annotation, molecular function: ubiquitin conjugating enzyme activity. Gene Ontology annotation, cellular component: nucleus. Lineage: Eukaryota; Fungi; Ascomycota; Eurotiomycetes; Eurotiales; Aspergillaceae.